UUUGUUUAACUUACCCAGUGCGUCUAGUGUAAUUGGAAUUUUGAAAUUUGCGUCAAAAUAUAUAGAUUUAUACUUAAGAAGGUUCGGGUGAUCAUCCGAUGUAUCGUUUCAAUACGCGCACGUAGUGUUCCUGCUAUGCAGCUAGCUGCUGGUACACGGUACUGGGACUACUGUAUACAGUAUACUAUAGGAUUAGAAUGGAUGGAAAAUUUCAUAGCUAUGCUAUAUGCAUCCAGGUGCGCGGCGUGCGCGGGAACCAGCGGUUAGCCAGCCAAUAUCAGUUGAGAAAUUUGUGGAUUUUGGAAGAUCAAGGUUUUAAGUGAGAGAUAGUGAUCUUGAUGACAUGUAUUUCCUGCAUUGCAGCCUACGUGCUGAGGGAGUUGGAGCCAGUACUUGGAGAGUCCAUGGUGGCAGGAAGUUUUUCUAGGACAUGCCCAUGCUAAUGAAACCUGAGUACUGGUGGUGAUUGCAUAUCUUGUGCUACAUGAUACAGAGAAAGGACGAUGGCUGCUCUGCACGCAUUCCAGCCUCUGAGGACCUAUCCACUUGCCUCGUGGCAUAGAGGGAGUAUAUUGUCAGUGGUUUCCAUUAUCUGUCUUGGUCUAGUCUUGCCGUCUUGUGCUUUGAAUCAGCGACUUGUAGGAAAGCUUCAACAUUUCAGCACUCCCGAUACAGACUUACAAAACUUUGUUGUCCGCAGAGAUAAUGGGGAGAUCUAUCUCGGAGGAACUAACAAGUUGUAUUAUCUCUCGUCUGAGCUGGAUAAGCUGUCAGAGGUGGACACAAGACUCGAGGGAAUGACACACUUUUGCCCAACUGUGAAUAACUGCCCACAUGGGGACAACGUCAAUAGGUUGUUGGAAGUCGAUUAUGAGAAUAACCUGAUAGUGUCUUGUGGCAGUGCUUUUGCUGGCACGUGCACUCUACACCAUUUAAGCAACUUCACCAGUAUUGCUGGUUGGCCGGCGUUGGCUUUUCAAACUGAUGGCACUUUGACUGAGGAUAGUCUGGCCUUAGGAGACACAGUUGUUGGUUUUUACGCACCGUUCCAGGUUGGCAAUGAUGGGCCAGAAACUCAAGCUCUUUAUGUUGGUGCCACAUACAACAAUGAUCUCCAAUACAGAAAUGUCACUCAGCAUGCUGCUACUGCAAAAAAACUUGAAGAGACAAACCCUGGGGAGUGGCAUUUUUCUUUUGCCUACCGAGAUUCUACUUAUCAUCGUAACACCUUCAUUGAUGUUCGACCUGAAUACAGAAAUAAUUACAAGAUUAAAUACAUUUCUGGGUUUAACUCGGGAGGAUUUAACUACUUUACAACUGUACAACGUGAGGAUAUAGAUAGCAGCAGGUAUCAUUCACGUAUUGUGAGGAUUUGCACAAAAGAUAAAAGCUUCUACUCCUACACUGAGAUGGCACUCAUUUGUGAUAGUCAAGCUGGUGAUACCUAUAACAUCCUGCGAGCAGCGUAUGUCGGCAAAGCAGGUAGCAAUUUAGGCUUUGAUCCUGGAGAGGAUGUCCUGUUUGCCAUUUUCUCUCAGAGUAUUUCUACUGAAUCUGACCAACCUGGCAGUGACUCGGCCCUGUGUGUAUACGGCAUGAGUUAUAUCAAUAAGCGGGUCAAGAAAGGAUUACAGCAAUGCUUCAAUGGCGAUGGAACACAGGGAUUGAGGUUCAUGUCUGAGAACCGUGGCUGCAAUGACGUCGUGUACAGACCAGUGGGUGAUGACUUUUGUGGCACUUCAGAUUUGCAACCAAUUGAGGGCAGAAAGCCUGCCAUAGAGAGAGACAUCCUGAGGGGUGGGGGAGCAGGCAAGUCAUUCACAUCCAUCACAGCUAUGCCUUUGGGUCUUGACACAUUGGCUAUAGUGGGUACCAAUGAUGGACACAUCAUGAAGUUUCUGUUACAGCCUCUAGAUUCACCUCCAGAUUCCAACUUUCCUCCUGGAUUGCCAUACAAGGAUCUGGACCUAUCCAAUAGCCCAGUGCUUUCAGAUAUGGCUUUUGACAGAACCAAGGACAAUGUGUACGUCCUGACAUCCCAUGAGAUUUUCAAGAUCGCAGUGAAUUCUUGUGAGCACCAUGUUGACUGCUCUGUGUGUGUUGUGACCCAUGACCCCAACACCUGUGGAUGGUGUGGGUUUUGUUCAACUGAAUCUGGCUGUGCAGAGCAAGGUGGUACCUCCCCCUGGCAACGAGAAAGCUGUCCUGCUGCAAUAUAUGAUGUGACGCCCUUAGCUGGCCCAUUAGAGGGCGGUACACAAGUGACCAUUACAGGUGAUAAUCUAGGGCUUACUGUGGCAGGUAGUCGUCCGCCUGAGGUUAAGGUUGCUGGGCAGCCUUGUGAUGUCAUUCAGCAGUUGAGCCAGAUCUCUAGGAUUGUGUGUGUCACAUCUGAAGUGUCAUCACCUAGCAUCGGACCCAUUGAAGCUAAGAUUGAGGUCUAUGAUGACAGUUUGUCAUACAGAGUGAAUGACACUGUCUCAUCGGCACCAGACUUCAAUUUCACAUAUGUGGAUCCUGUAAUCACCAACAUUGACCCUAUGUAUGGUGGGCAAUCUGGAGGGACAUUACUUACCAUCACUGGCAAUGGAUUGAAUGCUGGCAAUAACAUCAGUGUCACUGUACAGGGAAGAACUUGUAAUGUUGAAAGCACAAGUAUGAGCACAUUGACAUGUCUUACCACAUCAACUUCUGUCACUGCAAGUGGGAAAGUUGAAGUGAAGAUUGACGACAUCACAAGGUCCAGCCCUCAACAGUUCACUUAUGUCAGUGAUCCCACAUUGACAAGUUUCACACCUAACAAGGCAGUUGUCAGUGGCGGACAAGCAAUUAUAGUGUUUGGUGAGAAUCUGGAGUAUUUGCAAGUUCCCAAGAUGCAGAUCACCAUAAGCAGUGAAGAUAUAGCCAUGGAGAAAUAUAAUAAAUACUCAACGGAGUGUACCAUCAUCUCAAAUGAAAACAUAGUCAUGUACAUAAAAUGUAUGUCACCUGAUGUCAGCCAAUCAGCAUCCGGGGCCACUUCCACUCAGCCAGUCAGGGCAGAGGUUGUAUUUUACCUUGAUAGUAGGCCCGCAGUCCUGUCAUCAACCAAUAGCAACACUACCGAGUUCCUGUUUUACCCCAAUCCUGUGUUUUACCCAUUUUCUGGGAAGAAUGAGGUCAUUGUGGUGAAAGAAGGCAGUUCUACUCUGACCAUUAAGGGUAAAGAUGUGAACCUUGCCCUGACACCUGCAGACAUCCAGAUAACAAUUGGUGGUACAGUGUGUGAGGUCAUUGACCUCAAAGCAGAUGCAUUAACUUGUGAGAUCCCAGACAUGAGUCAGGCUGUGCAAGAUCCUCUUGGCUACAAGGUUCAGCUUCAGGUGGCAUCCAGCUCAACUGUGAUUGGCUACAUGAAGAUUGACCCUCGACCUUUCCCAUGGUAUGCCAUUGUCAUAGUCAUCUUAAUCGUCGUCUGUAUCAUCGUCUUCAUUGUUGUAUGGCGUGUCCGUCAGCAGUCCAAAGAGGAAGGCCCAGACUUGGCAGCAGGGGUGAUAGCGCCGUCUAUCAUGUUUCGUCAGACCAGCAGCACAGGUGGUGAGUCUGCUGAGGCUAGGGUUAUGCCUGCUUUCACACGUCUCAACAGUCAAUUAGAUUACAUGAGAACACCUUCAUCGUCAGCAGAGUCUGCCUUUGCUGGUAUCCCUGAUGAGAACAGACCACUGUUGGAGGUCAUUCAUAAGGAUCUAGCCAUGCAGAUUAGUGAGGUUCUCAUCAAUGAAGAUAACCUCAAGCAAGGAGAUAUGGUCGGUCAAGGUCAUUUUGGUUGUGUAUACCAGGGCAAGGUAUGGCAGGAUGGUACCUCCUUCCCUGUUGCCAUCAAGUCCUUACUGCGGGGGGAGCAGGAAGAUGUCACUAACUUCUUACGGGAGGGCAUCAUGAUGAAGGACUUCAAGCAUCCUCACGUCUUGGAGCUGAUUGGUGUUUGUAUCAAUAGCAAUAAUAUGCCACUUGUUGUGCUGCCAUUCAUGAAGCAUGGAGAUCUGCUAACCUACAUACGGGACCCCAAAAAUGAGCUAACAGCCAGAGACCUGCUUGAAUUUUGUCGGCAAGUCGCAGAGGGAAUGGCCUACCUAGCCAACCGGAAAUUUGUCCAUCGAGACCUGGCGGCCAGGAACUGCAUGUUGGAUGACAACCUGCGAGUCAAGAUUGCCGAUUUUGGCCUGUCUCGAGACCUGUAUGAAAGGGAUUACUACAGUGCUAAGGAUAAGACAGCUAAGCUGCCUGUCAGAUGGAUGGCACUGGAAAGUCUGGAGAGGAAUGUCUACAACACUAAGACUGAUGUGUGGUCAUUUGGUGUGGUGAUGUGGGAGUUUCUAACCCGUGGCAUGACUCCAUAUCCUUCUGUGGAUAACUGGGAUAUCAGUUCCUACUUACAGAGAGGCCGCAGACUGCACCAGCCAUUGCAUUGCCCAGACCAUGUGUAUCAGAUCAUGAUGAACUGUUGGUCCGCAAGUCCGGUGGAUCGGCCAACCUUUGAGGAUCUGGUCAGGGAGAUAACAGACAUCCUGAUGGCAUCCGUGGACCAACAGUCGCAAGAAAACCAGGUCUAUUUCAACGUUGUACCUAGCAUCAACUAACAUACUCCAGAAUGCUCUAUCCAAUAUCUUCAGAAGAUGACUGGUAGCCAGCAUCAACACUCAACUUGUGGGUAAUCUUAUUAUGAACCAACAUUCCAUUCACAUGAGUUGAAUGUUGUCAUAAGACCAGCAGCUUCAGAAAAGGACCAGAUGUGUUUUAAGACUGGUACCCAACGUAAACAAAACUAAUUAUGGAUAUAUUAAAUGUAGAUUUUUUUUUUUUUUGGAAGCAACAAAAAUGUUUAAAAUCUAGAAGGAAUUUAACAAAUAACCUGAUCAAGUGUUGGCUCUGUGAAUGCUGUAUAUUUCUAGAAAACACAAUAUUCUGGAUAUCUCGAUUUCAAUUUAAAAGACGCCGAGUCAUGACACACCCGGAAAUCAACAUUCGGGACAUGAUUCCCAAUCAGCCGAUUGUUGCUACGUUAUGUCAUACACUGAACUGACGAUUCUCAUUUAUAAAAGCAGCCACGUGUGCGUCAUGUCAACGCGCUUGCACCCAUUCAUGGAUUACAAACCAACUGCCAGCGGAAAUUUCCAAACAUGUGUCACUUGAUGCAUCUUUGGGAAUGACCUUUUUAUUAUUGUUUUCUUCAAA
Molecule: messenger RNA, 5214 nt
Organism: Patiria miniata (bat star)
Lineage: Eukaryota; Metazoa; Echinodermata; Asteroidea; Valvatida; Asterinidae
Product: hepatocyte growth factor receptor-like
Exons: 20
Coding region: 504-4619 (1371 amino acids)
Biological process (GO): protein phosphorylation; semaphorin-plexin signaling pathway involved in axon guidance; regulation of cell migration
Cellular component (GO): semaphorin receptor complex
Molecular function (GO): protein tyrosine kinase activity; semaphorin receptor activity; ATP binding
Source: RefSeq, a predicted model, not a curated record